AAGCAUACGGUGACCGAUAUCCAACACUUUCAGAAAUGGGAAAGCAGGUGGCCAUUGUAGGAGCUGGGAUUAGUGGCCUCCUUGCCUGCAAGUACACACUUUCAAAGGGAUUUCAACCUAUUGUGUUUGAAUCUACGAGCAGCAUUGGAGGAGUGUGGACCAAAACUAUUGAGUCUACCAAGCUCCAAACUCCUAAACCGCUUUACCAAUUCUCAGAUUUUCCAUGGCCAUCUUCAGUGGAAGAGGACUUUCCUAGCCAGCAUCAAGUUUUGGAUUACAUCCAAUCAUAUGCUCAACAUUUUGACUUGCUUAAGCACAUCAAAUUCGACACCAAAGUGUGUGGGAUUGAGUAUGAAGGUGCAUCUGAGGAUGAGAUGCAGGCUUGGAGUCACUGGGGUGGAACAGGAGAGCCUUUCAGCUCCAAAGGGAAAUGGAAAGUUGCAGUAGAAGACAAACAUAGCCGUUCAACGGAGGUUUACCUUGUGGACUUUGUGAUCCUCUGCAUCGGACGGUUUAGUGAUGUUCCAAACAUUCCUGAAUUCCCUUUCAACAAGGGGCCAGAAGCAUUUCAUGGGGAGGUUAUACACUCAAAGGAUUACGCCGCAAUGGAUUACGAAAGAGCGCGUAACUUCGUGAAAGGAAAGCGUGUAACAGUUGUUGGAUUUCAGAAAUCUGCACUGGACAUUGCAAUGGAGUGUUCGAACACAAAUGGGAUUGAGCAUCCAUGCACAGUAAUUUACAAGACAGAGCAUUGGACUCUUCCUGACUAUCUUCCAUGGGGUGUUCCCCUGACAUACCUAUACCUUAAUCGCUUCUCGGAGCUGUUGAUUCAUAAGCCUGGUGAAGGCAUCCUACUUGGUCUCCUUGCCACAAUUCUUUCACCUCUGAGAUGGGGAUUUUCAAAAUUUGUUGAAAGCUACGUAACUAAGAAGCUUGGGUUGGCCAAGUACGGAAUGGUACCUAGGCACAGUUUUCUUCAAGAAAUCAGUUCUUGUCUGAUCUCAACACUACCGGAAAAGUUCUACGAUCGAGUCCAAGAGGGAAGCAUCAUACUGAAAAAAUCCCCCGGCAGCUUCAGCUUUUGCCAGGAAGGCGUUUUGGUUGAAGGGGAAGUAUCCCCUGUGAAGACAGAUGUGGUGAUACUCGCUACUGGGUUUAGAGGUGAUAAAAAGCUCAAAGACAUCUUUGUGUCUCCUACCUUUCAGGAUUAUAUAGCUGGUUCGCCGGAGGCCAUAUUACCCCUCUACAGGGAAUGCAUACAUGGACGAAUUCCACAACUAGCCGUAAUUGGAUUUUCCGAGAGUCUUUCAAACUUGUACACCUCCGAAAUGAGAUGCAGGUGGGUAGCUGAGCUUCUUGGACGCACAUUUACGUUACCAAGCAUAAAAGAGAUGGAGAAAGAUGUGAACGAAUGGGACGGAUUCGCAAAGCGAUACGCGGGCAAAUACUAUCGGAGAUCAUGCAACGGUACCGUUCAUAUAUGGUACAAUGACCAGUUGUGCAAGGACAUGGAAUGGAACCCUAAAAGAAAGAAGGGACUAUUUGCUGAAUUAUUUGAGCCUUAUGGACCAUUGGAUUAUGCUCCAUCUUAAAAUGUUCAAUAGUGCGUUGACUUAAAAAAUAAAUCUACCUUUCCUUUCCUUUCAAAUACGUGUUAACUUAAAAGUUACAUCAGUUGUGCGUUACUAUGUAAUAAUAUUCGAGAAGAAUUAUUUUUGAUAUAUUUUCUUGAGAAAUGAUAGUCA
Messenger RNA from Malus domestica (apple), 1745 nucleotides. Its product is annotated as probable flavin-containing monooxygenase 1. The record is from RefSeq and is a predicted model, not a curated record. Gene Ontology annotation, molecular function: flavin adenine dinucleotide binding; NADP binding; N,N-dimethylaniline monooxygenase activity. NCBI's taxonomy places the organism in Eukaryota, Viridiplantae, Streptophyta, Magnoliopsida, Rosales, Rosaceae.